Molecule: messenger RNA, 1083 nt
Organism: Botrytis fragariae
Lineage: Eukaryota; Fungi; Ascomycota; Leotiomycetes; Helotiales; Sclerotiniaceae
Product: putative metallo-beta-lactamase family protein
Exons: 1
Coding region: 1-1083 (360 amino acids)
Source: RefSeq, a predicted model, not a curated record
AUGUCUACUCAUUCAACUCCAUAUUCUUCCGUCUCGACACCGGCAACCCUAGUUCACGACGGUGCUAUUCACGAUUUCGAAGGUCUUCGUCACGAAUACCAAACCCCACCGGCAUCCAUAAUGUCCAACUCAGAACAUCUACUCGUAUGUACAGCAUGCGGUACACAGUUUGAUGCCGAAGAACGCUCGAUUCUUACCAGAUGUCGAAUAUGCGAUGAUCCACGACAAUUUGUGCCACCUAGUGGUCAAGCAUUCACUACACUUGCGGCUUUGAAAGCUGGGGGUCAAUAUAAGAAUCAAUGGAAACAAUUUGAUGACGAUGAUCGAUUUUGGAAUAUAUGGACUGAACCUAAAUUUGCCAUAGGACAACGAGCGGUUCUUAUCAAGACACCGCUUGGGAAUGUGCUGUGGGAUUGUAUAACUUACCUGGAUGAUGAGACUGUGGACUGGAUUCAUGGGUUGGGUGGAUUAGCAGCCAUUGUGAUAUCUCAUCCGCAUUAUUAUACUACACAUUUGGAUUGGGCAGAGACAUUCGAUUGCCCUGUCUAUCUGAGUUGGGAGGAUAAGAGCUGGUUGAACCGACUUGAUAGAAUGGGAAAAGCUAGAACAUUUAUUGAGGGAAAAGAAGAGGAGCUUGAGAUACAAGGUGAGAAGACUGGUGUUAAGAUGUUGAAGCUCGGUGGUCAUUUUCCAGGAAGCUUGGUUUGUCUUGCUCAUGAAAGAUUAUUGGUAGCGGAUACUCUGGUAACCACACCAAGUGCAUUGGGAGAUUGGAGUAAAGGUCCUGGAGGAGGAAAAAAUACAAGACCGGAUGGAAUGAAUAGUUAUGCUUUCAUGUGGAGUAUUCCUAACAUGAUACCCCUAAGUGCGGACGAAGUAGCUGGGAUGUGGGAGGUACUGAAACCUCAUGGCUUCUCAAGUACACAUGGAGCUUUCGUAGGGACGGAUGUGGUUGAUGGUAGUAACGGAAGCAAGAAAGGGGUUAAACAGAGAGUACUUGAAAGUAUGCAAAUCCAAGUGAGGAGGAUGGGUUGGAACAGCCAUGUCUUCUUGAAAGAGAAUCUGGAUGAACAGGAAGAAUAG